Molecule: messenger RNA, 1386 nt
Organism: Cyphellophora europaea CBS 101466
Lineage: Eukaryota; Fungi; Ascomycota; Eurotiomycetes; Chaetothyriales; Cyphellophoraceae
Exons: 1
Coding region: 1-1386 (461 amino acids)
Source: RefSeq, a predicted model, not a curated record
AUGAAGUGGCAUAUCGAGCACUUUCAGCAGUUGCGCCUCGAUCUCGUGUCGCUGUUAGCUGUGCUGGGUGAGGGCUCAGUCACUCGAACAGCCCAGGCGAGCAGUAUCUCCUGGUGGUCUUGUCUUCCAAGACUGCUCCCAGCUCCGCAAGCACUUCUAUUCCACGAACGACCAGAACGGCUGCCAGUCUUUCCGGGCAUUGUCGCCGGCGCUUACAGCGGAAAUGUUCGAAAGCAAAUCAAUUUCUUCGCAUACCUCCUGCAUGGCGAUAGCCCGCUCCCUUAUCGCGUUGAGUUCAUCAAGGUCGAGCGUGUUGGGCCCAAGGGGGUCCGAUCCUUUCACUUCCACCAACAUGGGCCACUCAAAUUUGUCAUGGUCCUCAGCUUCUUCAUGAGCAUCGCUUUACUAGGAUGGGUCAUCUCGGAAGACGACGGCUUUGGCUUGCUGGCUCUUGUCACUUUGUCCUCCAUCAGCGCCUUGAUCAGCUUUGGAACACACUGGUCCUUGGGGAGGUCAUUCCAAGAACCCGAGCCUGAGAAAGACAAAGCUCGCGAGAACGCUCUGCCAACAUCGGACAUUGUCCUCUACUACCCGAAUGGGGCCAUCCGGGUCGUCUCGACAACGGAGAAGAUAGCCCGACUUUACUUUGAGCACGAAUCAUGCGAUUAUUACCUUGGAGACUUCCGAUACCGCGCUGUUGCCUUCUUUGCAACACUCUUGCUGAUGGCUGGGGUGAUUUGUCUUGCCAAUGCACAACCUCGCACCCAAGUUGCAUUUGCGUUGGCAUAUGUGAUCAUCAACGGUCUUUACUGGGCCGUCUCUUCUUUGAAGCCACAACAUCAUUGGCGCCAUCAAUAUCUGGUCGAAAAGAAGGCUUUCAAGAUCCGGCCCGGUAGAAUACCCACUUUGCAGAAGCUCAAAGGGGAAAAGGAGAAGAAGACACUACCCUGGUUGCUGUUCUUGACUAAGUGCUGGCAGCAGGUCAGCACGCCACAUCCGGCACGUCUGAAAGAGUCGGAGGACGAUUACCUCGAGGAAUAUCGAAACAUGACGACUGCGUUGUGGGCUGCCAUCUUCCUUACAGGAACUUCACAGUGGCUGAAUGAGUCCACAUCAAUUGCUCCCAUGAACGACGCCUGGAAGGAUUGGGUACGAAAGGCGGACGACCAAGUCCGUGGCAAAGAAAGGCCCGAAGUUCAUGCCAUCCGCGCAAACGAUAGCAUCCGUGUCGACAUGAAGAAGCAAUCGGGGGAACUAGUGUUUCCAGACGUUUGGCAAUGGGAUUUCAAGGGCGAACUGACCAAGAGCUUGCAGGACUACAAAUCAACCACCAAAAGACAGCGGCAGCCAGUUUUACCAGAUGGAGACGAACAGGAAAGUGCGUGA